AUGAAUUAAUAAGUAUCACAUCAAUCUAAGACAUCUCAAACUUAAUAAUUCCUAGCAUCUUAAUUUUCUAAAUUACCUGAUAAAUCCAAAUUUCAGUAACUUAUCCCUGUCUAAUUACAUGUUAAUUGUUUUGAGAGAAAAUAAAACGAAGGAACCGAUAAUAGAUAAUCACCACCUUAAUAAUAAAAUUAUUGUACAAAACCAUCAUAAAAACCUUAAUAAUCAAAUCAUAAAUCGAAUAUGUCAUUAUAAAAUAAAAGCAAUUCACAUAUUGAUUCUAUUUAAGAGAAAUUAUAAGCUAUGAAUCAUUAAAAUAAAAAAAGAGAUUAUUCUCCUAAUUCAGAUGCAAUUAGACAAUUACUAAAAAAUACUAAGACAGAUUAAGAUAUAAAUAAUUUAUUAUGUAAAAAGCAAUAAGUUUAAGAUUAACAAAUAAUUUUAACUCCCAUGACAACAAAAUAUUAAUAAAAAUCUCAUUCUCCAUUAGAUAUAAAAGAGAGUGUAGCUUAAUUACUAUAAAAUCAUUUUAGUAUUUAAAAUAAAUUAUAAUUAGAAACAGAUGUAUCAUCUCCAAAAGGAAAUGGGAGUAAUUAGAAAUAAAAAAAUAAUCAUUUUGGCCCAUAUUUAUCUAUUUAGUAAUAGAUUCAAUAGUAAAAAUUGAAAGGACAUAGUUCUACAAAUUCACUUUCAUAUGGAAAUAGAAAUCAUCAUCAACAAUCCUUGUAAGAUUCUAAGAGAUCCGAGACAGCUGCGAUAACCCCAACACCAAAAAGAUUUACAACAACAUCAUAAAAUACAGAGCAUAGUAAAAGUAAAUCUGUUGUUGAAGAAUAAUUGUAAUGUAUGAAAAUAAUGUAAUUUGAUAAAGAAAAUCAAUCCCAUAUCCUUAAUUUAGGUUCGCCAAGUGCUUUUAGUAGUUCUGAACAAACAUCAAGUGUAUUAUCUAAUUAUUUAAAUGAUAGAUUGGAGAUAGUAUUGGAAUGCACUUGUAAUUUGGAGUCAAAACACUAUCUCCAUUCCCAAAGCCUCCUUAAUAACCUUAAAGAUUUUGUAUCUAUCAUAAAGACAAGAAGGCUAAAUAUGUGACAGAAGAAGGUAAUGAAUAUCUCUUUUUUUGUUCUAAAUGUGCUGUUAAAUUAGCAGGUAAAGGAAUGUUCUUUACUGAAAUUGCAUAAUUAAAAUAAUCAACAGCAGAUUCAUAAACAUUUUCAUUUUAAUAAAGCUCUUUAGAUUCAACCCAAAGAUAAUCAUCAUCUGUAGAUAUAUAAUUUAAAGAGAGAGAAUUAAAGGUAUUUUUAUCAUUGCUUUAUUAAAUUCAAAGCAAUAGAUAGGAAUUGUUGAAUUAAUUGUCAAGUUAAGGAAAUAAAUUGUAAAACUAUUAUGAAAAAUAAAUGAAGAUUUGUAGAGAAACAAAAUAAUAAUUGUCAAUCUUUUUAGAAGAAAUAUAUUAGAGAAGUAUAAAUUAAUUGUCUAAUUCAAAAUAAUAAACAUUAUCUUUUAUUACUAAAUUAUUUUAAUAGUUGACAAAUAAUUAAUUAGAUACUAAGAAAACUUAGAAUGAAAUUGAGACUAAUUGGAAAAGAGUUUUAGACAAUAUGGAUAUGACUGCAUUUAGAGAAAUCAUGAAUUAACAUCAUUCUAAAUUUUCAAAGAUUGGUGAAUUUUAAUAAGAAAUUCAAAAUUAAUAUAUAUAACUCUAUUCAAUGGGUUCAAUGGAUAUAUAGGCUACAAUGUCAUUAAUUGCUUAAAAGUAUUCUAUUAAAAUAUUGGUAGUUUUGAAUUAAUUGAAUCUGCUAUUCCACUGAUUUCAAAUAUUUAAUAAAUGAAUAAUGCAUAACCAAUUAGAACUUAGCCUACUCCACCAAAAAAGAAUGAAGAAUCUUUAAGUUAAAGAAUCAAGACUGAUUUAAGCAAUUAAAAGAAAAAUUCAGAAGCUAAAUAAUAAAACUUUUGUUAAUAUUUCAAUGAUAAAAUAGAUAUGAAUCAAAAUGUAUAAAAUAUAAGAGAUAAUUAAAAAAUGAUACCUUCACUUUCAUCUCAUAAUAAAAAUCUUUAUGUUUCAUUUGAAAAUAAAGAAAUAUUUAUGAAUGCUUUAGAAACAGAAAAAAAUAAAUAAAAUACUUGUUCAGAAGAUGACAAUGCAUCUAAAUAGCAAGCAAUUAUGAUUUUAUAAUCAUAUAAAGGAUCUCAUGCAGAUAUUGAAGAAGAAUCAAUCAAUAUGUCACAUGAAUCUUAAAAAUCUGCUCCACAUAGUCCUGCAUCUGGAUAAACUAAAGAAUCUGUUUAAAGAAUAAAUCCAACUUAAGAAUAAGAAUUUAUUACUCUUGCAAAUAAUAAAAAUGAAACUGUACCAAAAGAAGCAUUUCAAAAAUAAAAAAGCACUUUCCGAACACUUUUUGAAAAUGAGGAUUCUUAAGAACCUAACAUUUAAAUAAAAAAGGAAGCGACUGCUAUUUCUCCAGCAAGGAGUGAAAAAUUUAAGUCUUUCCUUAAUAGAAUAUCUAAUAGCCAAUCUACUACUUAAUAGUAUAUAUAUUAUAUAUAUAAAUAUUAAUUAAUUUUAGGUAUUAUCAAUAGAUACUGCAAGGUCAUUAAAAAGUUAUAAAUGAAACACCUGAUGUUAAAAAAUAAGAUUCAUUAAGUUUUAAUUAAAUAUAGUUUGAAGUUCCUGAUACAUGUGUUAAGGAAGAUAUGAUGAAUCUUAAAGAUAGUUAAGACAUCAAAGAUUCUGUCCAUCAAAUUAAUAUGUGUGAUGAUCAAUAACAUCUUAGUGAUUAUGAUGACGAAAAAGAAGUUUAAGAUACCAAAAUGCGAUAUGUAAAUUAGGGAGAUGAAAGGAAAGAAUAAUAUUAAAAGACUUUAUUUUAAUCACCAAUGUUUAAAGAUCAUUGA
Paramecium sonneborni is the source of this 2892-nucleotide messenger RNA. Lineage: Eukaryota; Ciliophora; Oligohymenophorea; Peniculida; Parameciidae. The record is from the annotation of a GenBank genome assembly.